Messenger RNA from Cladophialophora psammophila CBS 110553, 1725 nucleotides. RefSeq lists its product as uncharacterized. Gene Ontology annotation, cellular component: mitochondrion. Bases 1 to 1725 code for a protein of 574 amino acids. The transcript has a single exon. Gene Ontology annotation, molecular function: oxidoreductase activity; molybdenum ion binding. Lineage: Eukaryota; Fungi; Ascomycota; Eurotiomycetes; Chaetothyriales; Herpotrichiellaceae. The record is from RefSeq and is a predicted model, not a curated record.
AUGCCCAAGUUGUCUCGGUUUCACGGCGUCGUCCAGAGGAUUUCGGCCUUAGUGACGCGUUCUCAAUCCGGUUCCGGCUCCCACCGCUCCCGGAGCGACAAUGCGAGAUUAUUUAUCGGCCAAAAUAGGUCAAUCAGCUGGACCAAUCAGCUCUCGCAUAGGACGAAGUCGAUAUCUCCUGCGCCUUUAACGGCAUGGGCCGUCGUUGGCUGUACCAUCAUCGCAGCUUCAGUCAUAACUUGGUCUCCAAUAGCAUAUGCUGAAGCGCCGUCUGCAGAGCCGAAGAGGUUGAUUCGCCUGGAUGAAGUCAGACAACAUGGCAAAGACGCCGAACGAAAAUGGGUCAUCAAGGGGACGCGGGUGUUUGACAUUACGGAUUGGAUAGCAGCGCAUCCUGGGGGUCCAGUCAUUCUGCACGCAGUUGGCUGCUCAAUCGAUCCCUAUUGGAAUAUCUUCACCAUCCAUCAAAAGCAAGACGUGUAUGAUGUGCUCGAAGAAUACUUCAUUGGCGACAUCGAUCCACGAGACCUGGUCGAUGGCAAGGUCGCGGGACGUGACGUCGAAGAUCCUUUUGUGAACGAUCCCACUCGAGAUACCCGUCUGAUGCAGCAUACCCAGAAGCCUUGCAACGCCGAGACCCCAACGGACUGCCUGGAUUCUUACAUCACGCCCAACCAGACCUUCUACGUGCGCAAUCAUUUGUGGGUUCCCGAGUUGGACGAAAAGACCCACACUUUGACGGUUGAGCUUCCAGACGGUACCGAAAAGGAAUACACCUUGCACGACCUCAGAAGCAAAUUUCAACCUUUUAGCAUCACUGCGACCUUGCAAUGCUCGGGAAAUCGCCGGAAACACAUGACUGCCGGGGCAAGACCUGCGACCGGCCUUCAGUGGGACGUGGGCGCCAUCUCAAACGCACAGUGGACCGGUGUCCGUCUGAGAGAUAUCCUUUGUGACGCAGGGUUUCCUGUCAAUGACUGCGAUUCGGAGCAUGCCAAGCACGUCCAGUUUGUUGCCGCCGAAGCAUAUGGCGCUUCAAUCCCCAUUGAAAAAGCUGUCGACCCAAGAGGAGAUGUCAUGCUCGCGUACGAAAUGAAUGGCAAACCCCUACCACCUGAUCACGGCUACCCACUGCGAGUACUGGUGCCAGGCCACACGGCUGCGAGAAGUGUCAAAUGGAUCGAGAAGAUCGUCCUUUCCGAAGAGGAGAGCCAUUCGCAGUGGCAACGGCGGGACUAUAAGUGCUUCGGCCCCAAUAAAACUGCCAAGGAUGUGGACUGGUCCUCUGCUCCUGCUAUUCAAGAAACGCCCGUGCAAAGCGCCAUCACCUCGAUAAAAGAUAUAUCCCGCAGCUCUUGGCAAGGUCGAAGGUCAUUGCAGAAAUACGGUUUAGAUGAAGACGCCGUCAAAGUGGAAGGAUAUGCAUUUAGUGGAGGAGGCAGAGAGAUUAUUCGAGUCGACGUCAGCGCCGACGGCGGGAAAUCCUGGGAACAGGCGCUUCUCCUGCCGGGUGGGUCGAAAGGCCACAAAGCAUGGUCAUGGAAACGAUGGGAGUUUGUGGUGCCCAAGCGCGUCGCUGGAAAGCAAUUCGUUGUGAAGGCAGUCGACGAGAGCUAUAAUUCUCAACCGGAGUCAUACGAGGCCCAGUUCAACUUCCGUGGCAAUCUCACCACCGCCUGGCACAAGGUCGAAUACCCUCGCACGAGCAACGGUCCCUCGAGAUAA